CAGGAGCAGCAGGGGGCAGAGAGGAGGUCGGUGGUGCUGCGGGUGCUCGAGCCACCCGCCAGGAUUCUUGUUAGGCGCCCGCGGCCAGCGCCGCCCUGGUGCCGGCCCUUAGGCGCCGCAGAAGCCGCGGAGGAGGCCGGUUCCGGGCUCCUGUGCCAAGAGAAGGCGGAGCCAGGCUUCUCGGACGUAAGGGGUGCUUUUACGUGACAGAAUGGAUGAACAGUCACAAGGCAUGCAGGGGCCAACUGCUCCACCAUUUCAGCCACAGAAAGCCUUGCGACCUGACAUGGGCUAUAAUACACUUGCUAAUUUCCGAAUAGAGAAAAAGAUUGGCCGUGGGCAGUUCAGUGAAGUUUACAGAGCAACCUGCCUAUUGGACGGGGUACCAGUGGCUCUAAAGAAGGUUCAGAUAUUUGAUUUAAUGGAUGCCAAAGCCCGUGCUGACUGCAUCAAAGAAAUAGAUCUUCUUAAGCAACUGAAUCAUCCAAAUGUAAUCAAAUAUUAUGCCUCAUUCAUUGAAGACAAUGAACUGAACAUAGUGUUGGAAUUAGCAGAUGCUGGAGAUCUUUCUAGAAUGAUAAAGCAUUUUAAGAAACAGAAGAGGUUGAUUCCUGAAAGAACAGUUUGGAAGUACUUUGUUCAGCUUUGCAGUGCCUUGGAACAUAUGCAUUCUCGUCGUGUUAUGCAUAGAGAUAUAAAGCCAGCCAAUGUAUUCAUUACAGCUACAGGUGUAGUAAAGCUUGGAGACCUUGGACUUGGUCGAUUUUUCAGCUCCAAAACAACAGCUGCACAUUCUUUGGUUGGUACACCCUAUUAUAUGUCUCCAGAGAGAAUACAUGAAAAUGGUUACAACUUCAAAUCUGACAUCUGGUCUCUAGGCUGUCUGCUGUAUGAGAUGGCUGCACUGCAGAGUCCCUUUUAUGGUGAUAAAAUGAACUUGUACUCCUUGUGCAAGAAGAUAGAACAGUGUGACUACCCACCUCUCCCUUCAGAUCACUAUUCAGAGGAACUGCGACAAUUAGUUAAUAUGUGCAUCAACCCGGAUCCAGAGAAGCGACCAGACAUAACCUAUGUCUAUGAUGUAGCGAAACGUAUGCAUGCACACACUGCGAGCAGCUAAACAGACAUCAGAUCAUGAAGAAAACAGCAGAAAUAACCAAGUACUUUAAACAAAUCAUCCCACCUCUUUGUGCUACACAAACGUAAUUAUUUGAAGCUUACUGUUGUGCUUUGAAUUGUAAAUUUAUAUACAAGCUUUGUUGUUUUCUGUUGAUUUCUGUUUUUUUUUAUUUUUUACUAACUUGCAGGUAUACAACAGGUUUAAAUAUGUAAAAAGUAACUUUAAAAGAUAUCAAGAGCCACUGUUUUCCAUGUUAAGUGGGUUCAAGGUAAUUUUCUUUAAUAACAAAAUUGUAUUCGGUUUGGCCUCAGUUCUAAAACACAGUUGCACUUUUGCACAUGAUACAGAUAUUAGGCUUAUUAUCCAGAAGCAAAAUGUCUGAAUCUCUCUCCUUUUUAGUAAUUUAUGGAAGGUAUGAAUCAGCCCAGUUAUCUUGAUUUUUAAUCUUUGUUCUAAGAGGAACAUGUUUAUUAUAGAGGGUUAUUGUAUUUUAUAUUGAAUUGUAGUUUUCAGUUCUCAGUGUAAGAGUAGACAGGUGAUAGGAUUCUGCUUGCCAAAUGUGAUGGGGAAAAUAGUUUUAGGAAAAAUGCCAUGCUGAUAUUUUUGGAACAUCCCUUUUUAUUUUGUUUUUCUCUCAUAAUGCACAUAAAACAUUUGUUGGAGGUUUUCUGGGAAAAUUUGAGGUGUUGAUUCUGCGAUCUGAUCGCUUUCAAUAGGCUUGUGCAGCACUUCCCUGGGGCAAUAGGAGUCUGCAUAGUUACGUCUUAAAACCAUGCAGAUGCUUCUUGAAGCAAAUAAGAUUCUUUUGAGGCUAUCGUUUGUGAGAAGGUUGGAUUAAAAGACAUGGUCUUUUACAGCUUCCCAACUGUUUAUAUAUAUAUGUCACUGUUUGUAGAUUUUUGUGUUUAAAAUAAUAUGAAUGACCUUUAGUUAUAUUUAAUUUUUUUUUCUUAAAUACACAAAUAUUUUGAAAAAAAUAUUAUAGUGUAGUAGUAUAACAAAUUAUAUUCUUCAUGAAUAUGUGGUUUUGUAUACUGUAACCUGAUCAUUAGUUUUCUAUUUAGCAGAAGUAAUUUUUAGCUUUUAUGUUGAAGAGAAAGUUGCCACUUCUUUAUUUGAGAAAUAAGUAUGCAAAAUGUUUUAUAAAUACAUUAUUGGUUGAAAAGGAAAUACAAAAUAUUUUUGUUGGAUCUUUUUGGAUAUGCUUAAAUAAUAUUUUUAUUGUUAAGGAAGGUGCCUUGUUUUUAAAUGUGGUAAAUAUGGAUAAUGGAUUGAAAUUUCUUGAGUUUCAAGACUGAAUGUUUUAUACAGAACUAUUAACGCAUAAUUAUAACCAGUGAUAUUGUUAAGAAGCUGUUAGUUAAAUCUUUUCUCUUAUGUGGGAAAAAGAAGUUAGUUCAAACAGAAGCAGUAGUAUAAAUUGUGUAUGCAAUCAGUCCCUGCAUUCUCAGUUUUGUUUUGUUUUUUCUUUCUCUGUGCAGCUUUCAUUUUUGAUUUGCUAUAGUGCUCAAAAAAUAAAAAUCCAGCUGCGGGGUUUGUGGAUGAAAUGUUCAAGCUUGAUGAGGGUUUUUUCUGGUUUUAUAUUUUUAAAACUGCAAAUACUAUGGAAACUGUGUUUGGCAAAAUAGAGGGGUUUUUAAAUAGUAUGUGCCAGAUCAUCAGCUUUCCGUAAUACUUUUAUAAAACAUUUCUUUGUGUUUCCAGAUUUUGUAGAAUGGAUCUUUAGGGUUUUUUUUUCUAGCUUCUGUGUAUACUUAAUCUUGCAGGACUUCGGUGGAACAAUUUGUAGGAGGAAUUAUUUGAGAAACCUUGGUUUGUGUCUAGUAGCCUUUAGAUUUGCUUUCACUUAUUAUCUGAUUAUUGAAUUUUAAAAAUUACGGUUAUAUUCUAUAAUAGUAGUCCCUAUAUCAUAGAACAAAAUGGUUUGUAUUGGAAAAGGUAGGACAAUACUCGCUUGACUGACAGGAUUAGCUCUUAAUAUGCACAAGUACUCAAACUAAUUUUUUUUCUUUUUCUGAAAUAUAAAACCACUAUAAAAAUCACUGAAAAAAAACCCCAUCACAGUCAGGCUAUUUGCAUUAAUCUUUGCAUCAAGUAUUGAACUUUCCCUAAAAGAAAUCUAAUAGCUUAUUAUUAUUAUUAUUAUUAUUAUUAUUACUCCUACUGUCUUGAAGGAUACAUUGAGUAACGAAAUAGAGUCAAGAUUUAACAGAUGUACAUACUUUAGCAUUUAAAUGUUGUUGCUGGUUUUUUAGUAUUCAUGAUUAAAUUUUGUGCUGAGGAAAAGUUGUUCCUGUCUGAAAAUCUGUAAAGGGAAUGGUACAGCUGACUCUGGUACCAAACUUUAUAAUGAAGAAGCCUGUACAGGUUAGUAGAACUGCUUGUGUAACUGGGGAUUGUAGAAUCUAUCCAUUAAGUAAACCACCUGGUAACAUGAGAAUAAGUCUGUUAUAACACUCCCAUGUGUGUGAUACACUUAUAAAAUAUUUUCUUGUAUAAAACACCAUUUGCUUUUUCAUAUGUUGUUGAUGACAUUUACACUAUUUAUUUUGGGCUAUGGCAUUACAUGCUUAUUUUCUUCAAAGAGAAUGUGUUAUGUUUCUACUCAAAAUGUCUGACUAGUUCCUCCUUUUAUUUCAGUAAUGUUACAGUAUUAACUUGCUUCAUGAGUGAACUUCGUGCUUUGAAUGACAUUGCAUAAAAUCUUUGCCUUGUCUUGAAAGCUUCCCUGCUGUGCAGUAGUCUAAUAGAAAUAAAAUACACAGAUAUUAAAUAUACUGUAAAGAUAUAGUACUUCUAUGAUACUUUCAAACUUGUUACAGAUAAAUAUCUAUGUUACAGUAUAUACUACCCAUUUUGUGAACAGUUUACUGCUUCUGGUAGUUGAUUAUAGGUGAGUUUUCUUGACUGUAAGAAAAGAUAGUACAUUAAAAAAAUCUUGUUCAUACUAUUUGUAAAAAAAUUAUCUAAAAAACUACAUUAGAUAUACAAUCAUAGAAUAGUUAGGGUUGGAAAGGACCUUAAAAUCAUUCAGUUCCAACCCCCCUGCUGUGAGCAGGGACACCUCCCACUAAACCAUGUCACUCAAGGCUCUGUCCAGCCUAGCCUUGAACAGCGCCAGGGAUGGAGCAUUCACAUAUAGUCACAGUUAACCCAAAAGAGUUGGGUUCUUGGCAUCUUAAAUUUCAAAAUCUAGUUAUUUUCAAAACAUACAAUAAUAUCUGAAACCCAUGAGAAUAAUAAAGAGCUCCCAGUAUGGCCCCAGUCCUGUGAACUUUUGUUUAUAGGUAGGUUGUUUUUAUGUAACUUCAGUAAUUUUGAGUGAACCUGGUGUAUGAACACGAAUAAAUAGUAAUUAGUAGGGUGUACAGAAAUUAUGUGCUCACCUCAUUUUUUAUACUUGCUUUGUGUCAGUGGUUUGGUAGCAGGGAAUAAUGGGAUUUUUUUUUCCCCUCUUCUGUUGCACUCUAAUGAUCCAGCUACCAGUUGUACAAGCGGGCAAUAGAAGUAUGUAAUCUUUUUGUAAUUAACAGAAACUAAGAACAUGCCAAUCUACCAGAAGAUGAAAUAUAGUAUUAGAAGCAUCUAAGAAAGCCACAAAGUCAAAUUCUUGACAGAGACUUGGAAAGAAAGGACUUCUUAUGCCAGUGAUUCUCAGAUACCUCUGCAUGGGACCUAAAAUCACUGUGACGUUUGUUUUCAACAAUCUGUCCACUUAGUCUCUGUCUUUGCCACUAUAAAGCAAGGUGGGAAUCUUAAUGGCUGAAUUUGAAUGCUGGUGGCGAAUGCUGUGUCAGGUAUUUGAGCUCCUAGGAGCAGGAGCUUGAUGUGAAGGAGAGUCAUUGAAGGCCUUCACUGUGGACAGUUAAUUUAAUCUGGAAGUAGAGGUGCUGGAUAACAGAGUUCAAAUCACAGAUUUCAUAUAAUUUUUAAUGUUCUUUAACAGUCAAAAGUUUUUCCAAGUCUGCUGUAUCCCUGUAUCAUCUAGCCAGUGGCAGUGCUGGUCUUCUGAAUUUCUGAUCUCUGUUUUGAUCUGGGUGAAGAACUAAACAUUUCUGGCUAGUAAUACCAAAGAAGGAAAUGCAGGUGCUGAGCAUGCCCAUUGAAGUGUUACUUAUGUUUCCAAACUGCAAUAUUAAUUUUAAAGGUUCUUGUUUGAACUUCACAUCCUUCCCUGAACCUUUUUUUAAGAGCUGAUGCUUUUAAAAAAUUGUUUCACUUUCAGUUCUGGAGUUCUGUGAUUCCUGUCAUCUGUUUCAUCACUCCUGUUGUCUGCUGUCCUCACUAGUUUUCCUAGUCACCAUUAGUUUACUACUUUGUGACUUUGCUAAACUCAGCCCAUUUGUGUCUUCUCAAAUUUUAUCCGUCACCAUGGGCAAUCCCUAUUUCCCCCCAAGCCCCAAUAACUACUUUAACUCCAUUGUUCUUCAUUCUGUUUUUCCAGUCUGAUGCCUUUGAUUUCUAGUUUUAGACAGAUUUCUCUCACUGCUUCUAUCAUUCCCAUGACCUUGUCUUUACUAAAUACUGUUCACUUUAUUAUCUCUCAUUUCUAAAUUCCCUUUCUCUGAUCACUACCUGCUCUCUUUCAGCUUAUCUGUCUUUCUCUUUUCUCUACCCUGUCACUCACUCCUUUUGGGAUCUCCUGUCUAUUAACCUUUCUGACUCCUUCACUCUUCUCAGCUGCCUCCUUCCUUCAUUGGGCUUACUUCCUUUGACUCAUUGGUCUUUAUUUUCAUCUCUGUCUGCUUCUCUAUACAUGGUUUCUUUGGUUGUGUUUCACAUUGUCCUGUCUCCAUUCCUGUCCCCAGACAUUUUUUCUUUUAAUUUAUGAAUUUCCAUUCCUGCCUUUCUGAAUAUCCCUAAAGAAUAUGUCAGCCCACACAGCUUUGGACUCAGCUUUGCUUAACCUGUUCUGAUUCUCUUUCCAAAUGGACUUUUAACCAUUUUUAUCCCACUUCCUUUCUCUUGUUGAGCUUGCUUGUGGAUUUGCUGUUCAUUUUGGUACUCUAUUCAUUCUUGAUACAAAAUGUAUCUUCAAAACCAAACCUGAUACUUUGCGUGCUAGAUCCUUUUACAAACUGUUUUUCAUUAUCAGAAUCUGUUUCUGAAUUGGGCUUCUUUCCCUCUUGUAUGUACAGGUUUGCCUUUUCUAUUUCUGUAUCUUUUAUGCCUCUCAUACCUUAAAUUGAACAAUUUCUUCAUCUUUAAAGCCUCCUCUUAUUUCCUUCAUUAGCAAUCAAGUUUCUGUUUCCUCUGUCUUGAAGGGAAUGGCACCUGUCAGCCAAUUCUCUUUUUAAUUCUUUGCCCUUCUAGUCUCUGUUUGUCAUCCACUAAUUUCAUGUAACUGAAUGUGUUCAUUCCAGUUUGCUUCCAAGUUUUUGGCUUUACACUGUAAUUUGAAUGGCCCCAAAAUCUAGUGCUUCCUUUUGCAGUUUAUUUCUUCCAUAAUUCUGUCUCUGCACAAUUCCUUGAGUAUCCAAUUACAGUCUUAGACCUGUUAAGAUUCAGAAAUUUAAUUCUUCUUCCUGACUUUCUGUAAGACUGUUUUUUAGCAUCCCUGACAAUUUUACUUGCCUGUUUUCCAAGGCUGCAACCUUUCUAUAUCUGACACAGCUCCCAUUCCUGCAUAUCAAAUGUCGUAUCAGAUUCUAGCCCUCUUCACUGUGUUCUUUCUUAUCUUUUAUCUUCACUUUUUUUAAUCUAUGUAAUUUUGACAUCUUUUCUCCCUUCAAAGUUGACAGGACUAGCUGUCAUUGGGCUUUAGCUGUUUCAUGUGCUGAAGGAGGAAUGCCACCAAAUUACUAUUUGGUUUGGUUUUGAGAGACUUGAGCCUGUUACCAAAUUUGGUAGGGCUGGAUUAGAUUCUGUUUGGGCUUUGAUUAGUUUUCUGUAGCUUCAGAUACAAAGUUCUUGCCCUUCAUUUGUUUGUAUUUACUGUGUACAACUUUGCCUUGUCUUGUUUCUGCACAUACAGUUCUCACUUGUUUUCUUGUUACAGCAACUUGAUUUCAGUGCUUUUACAUUGAUUGAAAUAAGAAUGUGCUUAAGAGCUUCACUGACGGAUCCAGAGUGUUAGGCGCAAUGAUCCUUUUUGUUACUGUUCUACCAUUGCACUGGCUUCUCUAAUUUGCUGUUCUCUGUAUCUUGCUUAACUGAAGAUAUGCUGUAUUACACUGCAGGGUAGUGUAGAUACAGUUGAGCCAGCAGUAAACAAGGCAGUACUGCAAGUUCUUAUGAACAGCACAAUCUUUACUUGUCUUGUAGAAUAAGUCCUAGGUCUAGAACUGAGCUCUGUGCUGUGCUAGGUCUAGAACUGAGCUCUGUGCUGUGCUGCUUCUCUGUCUAUGAUACCCUAAUUUAAAGCCAAAUCAGAUCUGCAUGUGUGGUGCACUGCAUAGUUUUCUAUAUAGGUGUACUAAACUGACUUCACAGUUGUAGGAGGCUUUCAGAUUUGGAAGACUGUAUGCUUGCAGAGGUGAACUCUUGAUAAAUGUCUGACCUUUGACUGCUCUUAAUUAUCUUCAUAUAUAUGUUGAUACCGAGAAGCAAAAUUCUCCAUAGCCUAGGAAGUUUGGGGUUUUGGGACUGUAGGAUGUAGAGCUGAAUGUCAGAUUAUUUGGUGGUGUGUGUGGGUAUACAUGCAGUUAAUCACUGUUUAUUUUCACCAGAAUAAUUUGUUUCUUAUAGAGGAUCAGUUGCUUGUUGGCACAAAACAAGACUUUUUUUUCAGUACUUUUCAGGUUUUAUGUUUGGGUUUUGUUGCCAGUUUAUACCAUGUCAUACCAUUAGUUAGCGUGUUCUUCAACUGCCUUAAUGAUGAGUGGAGGCCUUGCACCUUUGGUCUGAUUGAACUCUUCUGUUCAUAUGGAAAUAAAAAUAAAUGAAGAAAUAAAAAUAAAUUAAUAAAUUGAGUGCAUUGAGUCCUUCCUGGUAGUUCGCUUGCCUUACAUUUAAAUACUAGAAAUAGAAAGAGGUCUAAAACUGGACAGAAAUGGCCCCCAAGCUAGAGAUAUUUUGGGGUUUGCUGCUUGUUCUCCAACUCCUAGCCCCUCAUUCUCUGGCUUCCCUGAGGAACUUGCUGGGGACAUAGCACUGCCAGUAUAUUGAGGGCUUAUAGAUACUUAGAAAGCAAAAUGGUGAUGCUACCUUGCUUAUGUUCCUGUAGUGUCCUUUCUCAGUAUGAAUAGGAAAUCUCCCAUUUAAAAAUUACUAGAAAGAUCUUUGGUAUUGUUACACAGUUGUUAAUUGCUCUUUACAUAUUUGGCAUUAAAGAUGCAUUUGCUCUUACAAAGAGAAUUUUAAAUCACACAAAGGCUCUUAGUUUGCUUUUUAAUGUGGUGUUGGAACUCUUCUGUACACUUCAUUUGCUGGUUAUUUCUUUGAUUUCAGUCACACUGGUCUGGUGAUCAUUAAAGAUGAGUAUUGCAUUUUCUGGUCAGGUUUUGUUGGGACAGGGAAGAAUGGAGGAAGUGUUCAUUGUUUUGUUUGAAUUUGGCUGUGUAUUGUGCUUGGAUCGCAUGGUAGACUCAUUCAGGUUGGAAAGGACCUUGAGAGAGGUCUGUAGUCCAAUGUCCUGCUGAGAGCAGAGUCCAUGCUGAAUUCAGACCAGGCCUCAGGGCUUCACCCAGCUGGUUCUUGAAAACUUCUAGGGAUAGAGGUUGUGCAGUUUCUCUGGUCAGCCUCCACCAGUGCUUAGCUAGCUUCACUGUAAACCUCGCUUGCUUUGUUUUCAGCCAUAAACUCCUCAGUUACAAAUUAUGCCAUUGCUUUUUUUCCUCCUGCCACUCCUCAGAUGUCCUUUUAUUGCAAGAAAGGUAAGUGAAAUACUGAAACAAACAGAACUUGUUUCAUUUUCUGAAACUGUUGUUGCAAAUGAAUAAAUGUUUGUGUAGUAUUUCUGCACUCUGUAUGAUAUGCGCACUAUAUUCAUUUACUACUUGAGUGUAAAAUAAAGUUUUUGGCAGUAAAACCUGA
Molecule: messenger RNA, 9094 nt
Organism: Melopsittacus undulatus (budgerigar)
Lineage: Eukaryota; Metazoa; Chordata; Aves; Psittaciformes; Psittaculidae
Gene: NEK7
Product: NIMA related kinase 7
Exons: 10
Coding region: 212-1120 (302 amino acids)
Biological process (GO): peptidyl-serine phosphorylation
Cellular component (GO): nucleus
Molecular function (GO): protein serine/threonine kinase activity; ATP binding
Source: RefSeq, a predicted model, not a curated record